This is a messenger RNA of Cordyceps militaris CM01, 2655 nucleotides long. Its product is annotated as C6 transcription factor FacB. The record is from RefSeq and is a predicted model, not a curated record. Bases 1 to 2655 code for a protein of 884 amino acids. Lineage: Eukaryota; Fungi; Ascomycota; Sordariomycetes; Hypocreales; Cordycipitaceae. Gene Ontology annotation, biological process: regulation of DNA-templated transcription; DNA-templated transcription. Gene Ontology annotation, molecular function: zinc ion binding; DNA binding; DNA-binding transcription factor activity, RNA polymerase II-specific. The transcript is spliced from 4 exons.
AUGCCUGGCAUUCUCCCAAUGAAGGUCAUCAAAGUCGGCACCAGCGCCCAGAGCCGCAUCGCCCAGGCCUGCGACCGCUGCCGCAGCAAAAAGAUUCGCUGCGACGGCGUCCGCCCGACCUGCUCCCAGUGUGCCAAUGUCGGCUUCGAGUGCCGCACGAGCGAUAAGCUCUCGCGCCGCGCCUUUCCGCGCGGCUACACGGAAUCGCUCGAGGAGCGCGUCCGCGCGUUGGAGACGGAGGUCCGCGAGCUCAAGGAUUUGGUAGACGAAAAGGACGAAAAGAUGGACAUGCUGUCCGCCAUGCACAAAGGCCUCCCACGCCGACUGUCGACGGCGUGGGCGUCGCCGCCGCUGCACCACGACGCAGGUAGUCAGGCAUCAAAAGAUGGAAUUCUCGACAAGGAGGACACUUUUCGCGUGCAAGCAUCACCGUUGUUACUGGGCGUGGAGAAUUCCGAUGCCUACUUUAUGGGAGCCUCCAGUGGCCGCACAUUCAUUACGGCCCUGAAGCGUAAGCUGCAAGAGAGCGGGAAGCCGUGCAGCGAAUUCAAUCCCGAGGCUUUCCUGCAUGUGCAGGGCUGCCCGCCGCUUACGCCUAACCCACCCGAGGCCUCCCUCAGAAUACCACCUCGCCUAUUCACUGAUCGAUGCGUCAAUGUCUACUUUCAGGAAUGGGCGUCGCUGUUCCCCGCUCUUCACAAGCCGACGUUUUUACGCGUCUACGAAGAGUUUGUCGCCGAUCCCGAAAAGGUCAAGUGCAACUACAAGAUUGCCCAGCUGCACCUCGUCUUCAGCCUCGCCGGGCUUUCUUCGUCGGCCCCGGAUCUGGAGCAGCUGGCCGCAUGUGAGCGACAAUGGACCCGCGCCCUCGAGGCUGUCCUCUUGGAAAAUACCAUGAGCGCGUUACAGUGUCUCGUGCUGGCGCUAUUAUACUGCUCUUUGACGGCCGACUACAGACGUCUGCAGCAUUACAAGUCAAUUGCUGUCGGGUUAGCGUACCGCCUCGGUCUUCACCAGAGCCAAAAGCGAUUCUCUUUUGGUGCGCUGACACUUGAAACGCGAAAAAAGGUCUUUUGGACAUUAUACACUGUCGAUUGUUUCUCUGCCGCCACUCUGGGUCUUCCCAAACUCCUGCGUGAGGCAAACUUGCAGGUCGAAUACCCCUCCGACACAGAUGACGAGUAUGUUACCGAAAAGGGCUUUCAACCUACUCUUCCGGGCGAGCACACGCGUUUGUCCAGUGCGCUGGCCCUCUUCCGCGCCACCCGCAUUUUAGCCAAGGUUCUCGAGAGAAACUAUCCGUCGGCCACCACCUAUGAUCUCUCGCUGCAACAAAUGGAUGCUUUGGAUACGGAGUUGGAGAGCUGGUACGAUGCGCUACCGGCGCACUUGAAGCUGCGGUUCGCGCAAGACAAGCCGUCCACUGAUAUCACUGGCAGCCGAUCUCCUCUUUUGGCCCUCGCGUACUAUUUUAUCCGCACCCUCAUAUACCGACCGGCCAUAGGCUCCGGCCUAGGAAACAAGUCGGCUCCAGCGCUCAUGUCCAUUGCGGAAUCGAGCAAACACAUCAUCCAGAUAUCGGAGCUCCUGGAGGAGCGCAACCUUUCCUUUUCCUUUUGUCUGAACAAGGGCGAUUUGCUCACGAUGAGCGCGUUGGCGCUGCUGUACCAGGUCGUGGAUCUCAAAGCCGAGAGCAAGGUGGCGCGGGACAGCCAGCGUCUUGUCAAUUCAGUGGUGGGCACCGUUGAUCGGUUGCGCUCACCCGGCUGUGUGGAUCUUCGAAGAAUCGCGAGCACACUGGUAACUGUAGAUGAACCAUCACUGCCAUCGCCCGCGUCUUCCUCGUCCAGUCCGCGUCGCUGCUCCACUUCCAAGUCGCCCGUGGCAGAGCAGCCGAGAAGGCGAAAGAGCGGAAGUGAAAGGAAUCAGCAUCAACAACUAAAGAAUCAUCAUGCCGCUACGCAGGAUAGGUCGAGACGACAGACGAUGCCGGCAUUGGUCUCGCCCGAUUCCGAACUGGAGCUGGCGCGCAGCCGCGGAUCCUUUGACAGUGUGCAGUCGGAAGGCUAUACCGGCACAGAAGACUACAUGUGCAUCUCACAACUGCCCAGCGGUAGCCAACACGCACAGCCGUCCCUGGCAACCCGACCGAACCUCGACUACCUGUCCCUGAACGCGACGCCCAACGGCUCCCGGUCACACUCCCCCGGCUCUAAGCGGCAGCUCCCACUCGACCACCAGGCUCAACUCCACCUCGCCACCAUGAUGACCAACACACAAUUUGCGAGCAAGGUGGCCGGCGUCAGCAACAAUGAGUGGGAGGCCCUGCUGGGGUCCAUGGAGGGUGGCUUGGAUAACGUGUACAAUGCGAUUUACGGUGGCGCUACGACGCUAGUAAGCGAGCCGGUGCUGGCCACGGGCAAAGCCAGCGAGUGGUCGCCGGAUUCGUGGGACCUCAGCAGCUUCAGCCUCGGCGACUUUACCGCGUCUGAAGCGCCGCAGAGCGUGCUGAGCUUGAGCGACGAGAGUUUGAGCUCUGGGGAGGAAGUCUCGCCGCCGGCCAUGGGCCAGCUGGGCGGGGGCUACCAGAAGCAGAUGCACGCGGCGGGUGGCGAGGCGUUUAACAUGGAUGGUUUGGAUGGGUAUUUGAUUUGA